UCAUUAAAACUGCAUUGCAGCUUAGGCCACUUGAUAGCGGUAUUGACUGGGCGGACCCGUAAGAAAGGUUAGGAAGGGCUGCAGCAACCAACUUUCUCUUGGCCUGAGCCCCAGAGCCCGCUGCCACUGCAUAUCAAGUACUCUCUUAGGGAUCCGUCACCGGGAGCUCUGCGGGCUUUCCCGGUGACGACGGUUCGCGCGCGAUGGGCAGGGCUGCGACUCUAGACAGCGUCUGGCCCGCAGACGGUGACCCGAAAACACUUCUAUGUGUGCGGGUACCAUGCUUAGCAGCGGAGCUGUUCAAGACCCUCUUCGUGGACCCUGAGCUUCAGGUCCAGCUGCACAAGCAGCGCAAUGACAGCCCGCUGGUGGAGACGGCCUGGGUGGCCAGCCGCGACCAGCUGCCGCCGGAGCUGUACACGUGGCAGGCGGGCGGGCAGCGCAACGAGCCCGGCGCCUCGCUGCGCUUCCGCAAGGUACGCUUUGAGAGCCCGCCCACGGCGCUGGCGAGCAAGCCCUUUCAAAACGAGGAGACUCAUGUUCUGACGCACUGGGCUCCGGACCAGCUGUACGUGCUUGAGGCUGUGUCCAACACCUCGGCCCCCUACGGCGACAAGUUCAGCGUCUUCUUCAAGUACAUUAUCCGCCCCGACGCCUCCAGCCCUGGCACCGCCUCCUGCGUGCUGCACCUGUUGUUCUGUGUGGACUUCCUUCCCUCCAUGAACCGCAUGAUGAAGCCCGUCAUUGCCAAGGCCGUGGACUCCGGCGUGCGCGGCACCUUCAAGAUCUUCCGCUCGGUGCUGGGCGGCUUGCGGCCCGGCACCGCCGACGUGGCGGAGGCGGAGCUGCCGCCGGGGGGCCUGCUGGCGGGAGCCCUGGCGUCGUACAGCUCGUCGUCGGGUGAGGAGAGUGAGUCUGAGGAGGACGAGGCGGAGGGCGAGGGCGAUGAGGACAAAGCGCGCAAGCGCCACCAUCACCACCAUCACCAUGCGUUCGCCUCCGCGGCGCCCAUACCGGCGCCGCCGACGGGGCCGACGCCCGGCGCACAUCCGGGCAUGGCGGCGGCCCCGGGGCUGCUGUCGGUGUUCUCGCAGCAGCUGGUGUACAAAGACCAGGUGGUUCUGCUGGCCGACCUGGUGGGCGCCGGCCUGCGCUCCGUGACGCACAGCGAGCUGGGCGCGCAGGCGCUGGCGGCGCUGCUGACUGUGUGGCUCAUCAGCCUGGCGGUGGCGGGGCUGAGCAGCUGGCAGCAGCUGUGUGCUGGAGGGGGAGGGGGAGGAGGAGGAGCGGGAGGAGGAGAAGGAGGAGGAGGAGGCGGUGGGCUGUUGCUGCCGGUGUGCUGGCCGCUGCGGGUGGUGGACGUGCCGGACAGCACCAUGGAGGUGCUCACCUCGCUGGCGCUUGUGGCCGCCAUCAACUGGGCGCUCAUACGCGGCUCCGAGGCGGCGGUGCGAUACCUGGCCGCAACACACCCCGCGCUACUGGCGGCGGCGCGGGCCAACGCCGCGGCCGCCGCGGCGGCGGGCGCCGGUGGCGCGGUGGGUGCAGGGGGCGCUGGAGGGGCGCGCGGAGGCGUGGGGGUGGUGGGAGGGCUGCCGCUCGGCGCGCCGCCGCCGGAGCAGGCGGCAGCGGUGCAAGCUCCGCCAGCGCCCAUUGCAGCGCCCAAGCAGUCAUCUGGGGGUGGCAGCAGUGGCGAUGCGACGGCGUCGGCUGCGAAGGCGGCAGGAGCAGCGGCGGCUGGCGCCGCUGCAGCUGCAGCGGCGGAGGCGCCGGCCGUGACACCUGCGCCCGAGGCUACGGCUGCGGGGUCGGGCAAGGAGAAGGGCAAGGAAAAGGGCAAGGGUAAGGACAAAAGCAAGGACAAGGCGGAGAAGGAGGCCAAGGGCAAGAAGGGCAGCAGUGGCGGCGGCGGGGCCGCCGCCACACAGAAGCCGCCGCCGCCGCCGGUGCUGGCGGCGACGCAGUCCAAGCCCCUGCGCGCGGCGCCUGCGCCCAAGCAGUUUACGCCCGAGCAGCUGCGGAUGCUGGAGAUGGGGGCCGUCUCCUCCGGCGGAGCAGCCGGGAGCAGGGGCGCCAGCCGCGCCGAGGCGUCGCCGCCGCCGUCGGCGGCGGCCAUCUCCGUCGGCGGCGCUGCCGCCGCCUCCGCCGCCACCAACCCCUCCCUCAUUAGUAUGCCCGACGCCUGGGCCACCGACCUACCGGCCGGCAUGGUGCUUCCGACGUCGCCCGACAAGGCGCCGGCGGCGUUGGCGUCCUCGUCCACCGGUGCUCUGGGGUCCACGCGCAGCGGCUCGCCGCCGCCUCCGGCCGCCAUGACCCGCGUCGGCACCAGCAUCGACGGCCGGUCCGCGGCGGCGGGGGCGGGGGCGGGGGCGGGGGCGGCGUAUGCUGGCAUGUCAGUCCAGCAGCUCGACGCGAUAUCCCUGGCGAGGUCGUCCGCUAGCAGCCUCAGUGUCGGCGGCGGCGGCAUCACGCCGAUGCCGUCGCCGGCGGGAAGGUCGCCGCCGCCGAACGCGGCGCCGCCGCCGGCGGUGCUGGCGGCGGCCGCCGCCGCGGCCGCGGCGGCGACGGGCGCCGCCGCAGCGGGUGCGGGAGCGGGCGCGACAAUGUCUGGGCCCUCCGGCGCUUCGAACGCGAGCUCGUUUGCCAACAUGUUUACGAAGGAGGGCAUCGACUCCAUGGCGGAGAGCUUGCGAUCCGCCUUCCGCUGGGAUCUCAAGCCCGCAGACGAGCACGCGCAGGAGCCCACCUCACCCUCCGCCGCCGCCGCCGCUGCCGCCAAGCCCAACGGCGCCUCCGCUGCCGCCGCCGCCGCGGCGGCGCGCGCCGCUGCCUAUCGCAGCCCGCCGGCGCCGCGCGCGCUGACUGUUGGCGGCGGCGGCAGCCUAGCCGCCAUGUCGGAGCCGGUGCAGUCCAUGUACUCGGCACGCUCGGACGCGCCUGGCUUCAUGACAGCGGCCUCCAACGAGCUAAACGCUGGCGGCGGCGGGGCGGCGGAGCCGGCGGUGGUGGUGGAGGAGGUGUUUGAGAACGAGCGCUUCCAGCCCUUCCGGGGCUGGGGCCACAUGUGGCCCGGCCACUUCCUGCCCUCGGACCGCGUGGGCCAUUGGAGCGACCGACAGGGCAAGCCGGGCGGCACCGCCAGCAUGGUGUGGGAGCAGGUGGUGCCGCAGCUGCCGGCGGGGUGGCGCUGGGUGGAGGACGAGUGGCAGAUCGACCUGGACGGCACGGAGGUGGAGGCGGUGGACGGUGACGGCUGGAGCUACGCCCUCGACUUCUAUUUGCUCAAGUACCCGCCGCCGCCGCAGGCCGGCAAGUGCUCGCUCAAGCACUUUGUGCGCCGGCGCCGGCUGUUCAGGACGCGCGUGCGGCUGCCCGACCGCAGCCUGCUGGACUCGGACGGCUCCGACCUGUUGGGCCUGCAGCUGCAGCCGCUCUCGCCAGACGCGUCCGCCGCCGCCGCCGCCGCUGUCGACGCCCCGCCAGCGGACUCGUCUGCGCCCUCGGCGCUGACGCUCGACCCGGACGCCGCGGCACUGCCUGUCAGCACCUCCGCCGCAAUCGCCUCCGCCCCGGCCUCCACCACCAACGGCGCCGGGGCCCAGGCGGCCGGCCGACCCGGGUCCGGGGCCCAGGCGGCAGGGGGUGCUGGGCAGGGCCUGGAGGGGCUGCCGGACCAGCACCCGUACCCGCAGCAGCACCCGCAGCAGCAGCAGCAGCACCUGACCACGUCAUCGGUGCUGUCCCUGGCGGAGGCGCUGCCCAGCCACUCCCUGGACAGCCACAGCGCUGGACGCCUGGGUGGUGGCAGGGGCCUGGGCGGCCUCAGCGCCUCGGCGCCGGCGGCCGUGGCCGGCGUGGAGACGCUGGCGGGCAGCGGCGGUGGAGGAGGAGGAGGAGGUGGCAGCGGAGGCACUGUGGAUUUCCGGCCGCCGGCGUCGCUGCCCUCGGUCGUUGGCGGCGCGGCGGCGGGAGGCGGCGGAGGGGCGUGGCCGGCCUCGCCGGGCGGCAUGGGGCCGGCGGCGAUGCCGCGGCCGCGCUCCACCACGACACUGACGUCGGGUGCGGGUGCGGGUGCGAGCGGCGGCGGAGGCAGCGCGGCGGAGCAGCAGCUGCACAGCGGCAGCGGCACGGCCAAGCGCGCGGUGGCCAUUGCGGAGGCGGCGAGCGGCGAGGCGCGCGCCCCCGCCGAGGCCGCCGCGCUGCUGGACCUGCUGUCGGGCCUGGACGCCGCGGAGGCGCCGCCGCCCUCGGCUGCAGUGCUGCCGCCGCAGCCGCACGCGCCGGCCGGUCGCCGGCGCUCCUCUGCCGGCGGGGCCGGAGCGCAAGGCCGGGUGGGGGCGUCGCCGUCGCCAUCGCCGCCGAAGGGUCAUGCCGCAGGCGGCGGCCCUGCAAGGGCGGGGCAGCAGCAGCAGCAGCAGCAAGCGCACCCAGCGAUGGGAGGUGCAGGCCGGCAGGCGGACGUGACUGCGCCGCAGGGGGGUGCGGCCGGCGUGGCGCGGCUCGACAGCGGCGGCGCGACAGCGCCUGCUGUGGCGGUCCGGACGGCGGUGGCGGGGUACGCGGCGUCGCCUCAUGCGGAGCACGACUCGGAGCCGGCGGCGCGAGUGUCGACAGAGGGCUACGUGCUGUCACCCAAGACGGAGGUGAAGGCGCACGACCCGCUCGGAGCGCUUCUGCAGGACGAAGCGGCGGCGCUGGCGGAGCCGUCGGUGCGCCCGGCUAGGUCUGCUAUUGAUGCGGCGGCAGCGGCGGCCGCGACGGGAAUGGUGGCGCCGGGCAUUGAGGAGGGGUCGCUACAGGCUGCGGCGGGUGGCUCCGCGGGCUUGCCGUCCGCGGCUCGGCAGGGCGGCGGCGCCGGUGCCGCCGCUGGCGGCGGCAGCACUGGUAAGAAGGCGGGCGGCAAGCUAGGUGCUGUGCCGCUGCGGCGCGGCGGCUCGGACGCGGCCGGGCCCUCCUCUGCGGUUGGCGGCUCGGAGUCGGCUGCGGGCGGGGAGGGGGCGGCGCUGAAGGGGGCAGCGAUUGUGGGCCAGGAGGAGCGCGGGCCGGCGGUGGGUGCGGAGGGCGAGGCCGGCGGCACGCCGACGCGGGCAGACACCGGCGCGAGUGGCGCUGGCAAGCAGCAGGCGCGAGCGGCGAGGCGGACGGCUGCGGCGCAUGGGCAUGGCUCGGGUGCGGGCGCUGAAGGCAGCGGCAGUGCCGGGGACCAGGCCGAGGAAGACCUAGGCGGCGGCGCUGUGGUCGCGGCUGACUUGGUGGAUUAAACCGGGAUACAAAGCAAGGAGACGUUGGACUAGAUAGGCGUAAACGAGUUUUGUGGCUUCAAGUUGCUUCAGGCAGGGGUUCUUGUGGUCGUCUUGCGUGUGCACUGCCUUCCGUUUUGGCAUCAGUUGCGCCGAUCCAGCCAGUGCAUGCAUGCAUGCAUACUUUCGUGACCCGCUUAAUGCAUUGUUGUUGUUGCCCUCCCUCCGGUUGGAACCGCACCUAGGUCGUGCUGUCUUCGGGCGCGUAGCUGCGUGCCCAGGACUGCACACACGUACCGUUCAUGGAGGGGUGGGGGUAGAUUUUUCUUUCCUGUAGAGGUGAGGCGCCGCGGGGCGGCUGUCCUGGGAGCUAUGCCCUUGGUAGUGCCAGGCACGGUGACUGCCUUCAGGCGCGCUAGGCUGUAAUCGUUAAAUUACGUCGGACCACGAGUCUCUGCCGUGAGUCUCUGUGAGUCUCAGUCCUCGAUCAUUCCAGUGGCCAGCUUAGUUCCGUACCUCCGUUGGGCGUAAAGCCGUAAACAACCUGCCGGGCGCCAGCUAGCAAGCGCGGUUCUCCGUAAUGCGGACCGCGCCUGACGACACGGGGCCGGGGCGCAUGAUCAAGGGGUCCCCGCAGUCCAGCCUACGGUCAUCUAACUCAUCUUCCCCUUAGUCUUCUGAUGUUGUGAGUGCCGUGAUGGCAGCCGGCAAACCGGCGAGACCGCAGUUCUGCCGUACUUAAGCACAUUCAACAGCCACCCUGCGCACUCUGAUAGAUCAGCUGGCACCAGAUCCUCAGCACGGCAGCAUGCAUUGCAGCAGUGCACUCCUUUCUGUACACCCAUUGUGCCCGCAUUCGUAACCGUGCGCAGCAGCGCUCAUGCAGUGCUCUUGCAGCAGGCACAAACACGGCAAAGGGCACGCAGUGCCAAUCGGCGAUGUCUCUCUUCCGUAUUGUCCCGGUAAUAACACAAUGAAUGACAUAUAAAUUGAUACGCACGCGCGGGUUCACAGAAUCCCUCCAGCCCCAGAGGCCUGAUGUGAUCACGCCUUGUAAGUGCAUGCGCUGGAGCAGUAGUUAUAGCA
Molecule: messenger RNA, 6329 nt
Organism: Chlamydomonas reinhardtii
Lineage: Eukaryota; Viridiplantae; Chlorophyta; Chlorophyceae; Chlamydomonadales; Chlamydomonadaceae
Exons: 14
Coding region: 204-5264 (1686 amino acids)
Cellular component (GO): membrane
Source: RefSeq, a predicted model, not a curated record